Molecule: messenger RNA, 1435 nt
Organism: Magnolia sinica
Lineage: Eukaryota; Viridiplantae; Streptophyta; Magnoliopsida; Magnoliales; Magnoliaceae
Product: WAT1-related protein At5g45370-like
Exons: 7
Coding region: 1-1188 (395 amino acids)
Cellular component (GO): plasma membrane
Molecular function (GO): transmembrane transporter activity
Source: RefSeq, a predicted model, not a curated record
AUGCCCAAAGGCCACAGAGUGAGAGAGAGAGAGAGAGAGAGAGAGGAAAUGGCUUCUCAGUGGAAGGCGCACGCGGCGAUGGCGUUCGUGCAGUUCUGCUUCGGCGGAUAUCACGUGAUAACGAAGGUUGCCCUUAACGUGGGCAUGAGUAACAUCGUCUUCUGCGUCCUUCGCAACGCACUAGCUCUCUUCAUCCUCGCCCCCAUCGCCUUCUUCAGAGAAAGCAGAACGAUACGCCCUCCGCUAUCUCGCCGCCAGCUCGUGUGGUUCAUCUUCCUGGGGUUCACCGGGAUAUAUGCGAACCAGCUUUUAUUUCUUAUUGGCCUUAGCUACACAAAUCCAUCAUAUGCUGCAGCCGUACAGCCAGCUAUUCCAGUCUUCACCUUUCUAUUGGCUGCAAUAAUGGGCACUGAACAAGUGCAUUUGCUCCGAACAGAAGGGCAGGCGAAGGUGGCCGGCAUAGUGGUCUGUGUCGCCGGAGCCAUAUUGAUGGUUUUGUACAAAGGCCCAUCUGUGCUUGGGAUGAGUUUCAUGGGCCAUGAUCUUCAAAGAGAGCUCUACGUCAAGUUCCAAUCAGAUUCAGAUGGAUGGUUAGGAUUUGAUUUGCUGAAGUUUGGGCUCACACGUUGGCACAUUGGCGUGUUGUGCUUGAUAGCGAACUGUAUGUGCAUGGCAACUUACCUUGCUACACAGUCUCGGCUCUUGACGUGGUAUCCCGCCGGUUUGUCGGUGACGGCAUACUCAUAUUUUUUCGGCGCUUUCUUAAUGGCAUUGACGGGAUUAUUAGCGACUAAUCUCCAUAAAGAUUGGACCUUGACGAAUUCCGAGAUAAUCGCGGUUUUAUAUGCUGGAACUAUUUCAUCCGCACUAAAUUACGGGCUGUUGACAUGGUGUAAUAAGAUCUUGGGGCCUUCUUUGGUCGCAUUGUACAACCCGCUUCAACCGCUAACGUCUGCCAUUUUAUCAUUGCUCUUCCUCGGAAGCCCCAUUUAUCUUGGAAGCAUUGUUGGUGGACUGCUUAUUAUUGCUGGGUUGUACUUGGUGACUUGGGCAUGCUAUAAAGAGAAAAAAUCAGCCGGAAUUGCUCAUGAAAAUCAAGAAUCCGAACAGCUUCUCUGCGAAGAUCCGACAUCCAUGGAGGCUUCACAACAGAAGGGAAACAAAUUCUCCAGGCUCCACUCAACCUAGACCUUAGAUCACAAUGAUAUUUUGGCCAGUUUGGCCACAUGAAUUUGUUGUGUCAUAUGCAUUUGCUAAAAGGGGGUAUGAUUUUAGCUUUGAUUUUAGUAUUGAUGGUUUCAAAAUGGGUUCUUGGCAUUUGAGAAUUUGGAUCGAAUUUUUCCAAAUUAUCUUAUUAUGGGGAUGGAAAUUUCCAUGUAUUUUAAGUGCUAGUGUUGUAUCAGGUAACUACCCAUAGUUUUUUAAUUUUAUUUUA